Peromyscus californicus insignis is the source of this 3868-nucleotide messenger RNA. RefSeq names its product FA complementation group B (gene Fancb). The coding region runs from base 1211 to 3763 and encodes 850 amino acids. The transcript is spliced from 9 exons. Lineage: Eukaryota; Metazoa; Chordata; Mammalia; Rodentia; Cricetidae. The record is from RefSeq and is a predicted model, not a curated record. Gene Ontology annotation, biological process: positive regulation of double-strand break repair via homologous recombination; interstrand cross-link repair; negative regulation of double-strand break repair via homologous recombination. Gene Ontology annotation, cellular component: Fanconi anaemia nuclear complex.
AGCCCCUGACAGCUCGGCAGGUCAUUCGCUUCCACCACUCGGAGGCCCCGCCCCCUCAGGUCUCCCCUGGCAACCGCCUCCAUCAGGCUUCACCUCCCGAGUUUUUCACUCUGCUAUUGGGCCGGGUGUCCCAGCGUGCAAUGCGCGGGCGGGAGGUUCGGAGUCAUUUAGUGCUUCUGGGACAUGAAGAUUAGGCUGCCUUGGAGAACUGUUUUUUCCUUCUGACCGUUGCGGAUACUUUGGAUGAGCGAUUUGUGAGCUUUUUUUCUCUCAUCGUGCAGCCUGUACAAACUGUUUUCAGUAAGCAGGGCCCAAGUGCCUUGUCUGUGGGGAGCAACCGAAUUCAGCAAUCAACAUAUUUAGGGAAGUCUGAGUUUCAAGACAAGUAAACCAUUGAUUAACUGCAUCUCAUCCUAAAGAAGCUAAUAUAAACCCAAAUUAGAUUUAGUAGAUUUGUAACAGAGAGGGAAGUAGAACUCAUAAGAAAUUUCCUGAACCAGAAAGAUAUCUGAAGUCAUUUUUUUUUCAGUGUUCUCGGGGUCUCCCCAGUUUUCUGGAAGAGUUCCUGCCUUCUACCCUGCUGAGGCAGAGUCCAGUUUCUGCUGCUGCUUUGCACACUCCAGGCUUAGAUGGCCUGGGGGCUUUCAGGAGGUUCUCCUGCUUCUGCUUCCCAUCUCAACAAAGGAAUGCUGGGAUGACAAGGCAUACCACUGCAUCAGGCUGCUUUUUACUUGGUGAAGUCUGGUCAUCCUGCUUAUAUACCUUCCUGAUGGAAGGUACUUUUAAUAGAACUUGAAAAUGCAGCUUGCCAUGCUGAUAGCACAUUCAGGUAUCUUUUCUGACUUAGUUAUUCACAGUCUUAGAGUUAUUUAAGGAAGUAUGGCGUUGUCACCAGGUGCAUGAUUCGUACCUGUAAUCCCAGCACGCCAGAGACAGAGGCAGAGGAAUUAUGAGGGCAGGGACAGCAAGGGUCUUUUAUAUAGCAAGGCCUUCUUUCCAUAGAACGUUGUCACAAUUGUGUAAGAAGUUUUGAUAUAUUGACUUCAAAUGAAAUGUAUGAUGACCUCUGUGAUAAUUUUCUAACAAAGUAUGUUUUCUACUCUCUGCCUGUUCCAUUGAGUCCUUCUUUUUUCCCCCUUAGGAUUAAAGGCCUCAACUGGAAUCCAUUUGCAUUUGGAACUGGAUCAACACAGAGACUUGAUGUAUUAGAAUGGCUGGCAAACAAGCAAUGCCACUUAAUGAGCAAGCAAAAUUCUUGUGUUAUAAUGGGGAAAUCCUUGUGUUUCAUUUGUCCAAAGGAGAUUGUGAAGUGCCCACAGAUACAUCUGUAUUAUAUGUCAAAAGGAUGGUAUUUGACAGAGAAACAGAAACAUUUGUUCUGAUAUCCACGGGUUUUUUAAACAUUCAGGAGAAAGCUUCUCAUUUAAAAAUUCUGUGUUGUAAAUGUGUGUCAGAUUUCAGAACUAGAGUUAACCUCCCUUGCAUUUUGAUACAAUACACAAAAUACAGUAGUAGUGCUUUCAAAUAUUAUAUACUGUUUCUUCACAAUCCAAACAAAUUUGAAAAGCAUUUGAGUUUUAAACUUCACCAUGCAUUGGAUGACAGCUUACAGAUCUUUGAUGGCCCUGUAGUUUUUUGGCGAUAUCUUGACAAAUUCUUCUAUAUAUCGUCCCAAAUUGGGAAAGUUACUAAUAUAUCAGUUAAACUUUCCUCUAUUGAGUGGGUAGGUGAGAUCGAAAAUUUUGGGGUAGUAUUUUUGGGUCUAGCAGAACCACCUGAGGCUAAAUGUACCCAUAAGCUUUCAGAAUCAGAUUAUGAAUUUUCCAAUUCCAACCUUUGUGCAUAUGUUCUUAAAAGUCAAGAAAUAUUAAGCAAUAGCUACCUUAUCCCUCUUGCUUACAGUAGUGUAGUAACUCAUGUGCAUGUCUGUGCAGCUGAGAUGGUCGACAAACAGUUAAGAAUGUCUCUGAUUGCCCUUACAAAAAAGAAUCAGCUCGUUUUGUUCCAAAAUGGCGUUCCUGUAAGAGUAUGCCAGCUUCCAUUUCUAGAUCCUUGUUCCGUUCAAAUUCUAGAUUCAGGUAAAGGAAACCGAUUUUUCAUCGUGUCAUUCAACUCCAAGGCUUGUGCUGUUUCAGAAAAGAAAUUUAAGGUUGUUGCUAAGUGGGAACAACUUAGCUUAGUCCUGAUAAAUGACUUUGUUGGAGUUGGAACUGAACAAGUACUGGUCAUUUUUGAGGAUGCUCAGAACACAGAUCAGCUGACUUCAUUUGCAAUAACAGAUUUUGUCAGAAUAAGCUAUUCAACUAAACCACUGGAUUGCAGUGAAGACUCUUUUGCUGAAGAGGAACAUGAAAAUUAUUGUUUGGUGCUUCCAGCACUGGAAGCACAAUUAGAAGCUUCAUUUGUUUUUCUUAACAAAUUACAGAAACAUAUCUCACUUAAGGAUAAAUUUAUUGCAAACUCUUGGAAGGCUCUUUUAAACUCAAUUUACGGGAAAGUUGAUAGUACGUCAAGUGAUGAGGAGGACUGCCUUGUUCCGUUCUGUGAUGAAGAUGAAAACAGUGUCCAUAUUCCUGAGGGGAAGUCAUCAGAGACUUUUCAAGAGCCAGAACAUAUUGUAGAGCAGACAUGGUGUCGUGUACUAGACGAUGACUUAGUUGUUGGAAUGAAAGUCACAUCUUCGAAACUAUCUCCUAAUGAAAUGACGUUAUCACUGAUAAUGGAUCAAGGCAACAGGUCCAGCUUUCAGCUUAUGAAGUGUCAAAGUCAGGUGACUAGGUUGAGUAUGAGUUCUCACCCAGAAGCAUACUUGAUGCCAGUGGAAACAGGAGCAAAGAGAAAAAGGGACAAGUUGACCUCUGGGAGCAAGGAUGAGGAAACGUCUUUUUGUGAACAAUUCUCUAAGACAGAACCUACACACAUAAUGACUGCUGUCACGCCUCUUUCACCACUUCUAGUAUUUAACAAGUUGUGCUGCACUUUACUGUUAAACAUUAGUGACAGAGAUAAUGAUAACAAUACUGUGCAUGAUUAUAUUGUAUGUGGCAACCUUGAUUUUAAUCUCCAAGAUCUUUUUAGUAUGAACCACCUACUGGCGUUCCCGACGAAGCAAUCAAUAGAAUGUAUGGAAGAUCUUUUCUCACUUCUUGCCGUAUUGCACAAAUACUGUUUUCUUGUCACAUCACCUGCCCAUGCCCCGAAUCUAAUGAAGAUGUGGCUCUUGAAACACAUGAAAUGUGAAAUCAUCAAUGACUUUAGAGAAAUAUACCUUUAUAAAAAGCUACGAAGUUGUGGGGCACUCUUCUCUUGGAAGCCAAGAACAACAUUUGAAGGAAUUUUAACAGUGUACUGCAGGAACCAAGGAGUUUUAUUCCAGUGUCUUGACCAUCUCUUCAAAGUGCUCCCUGAAAAAUGUUUCUUCCAAUACCUGGCAUUAGGAACUGAGGAUGUCCUAAUGAAUCAUUUGUCAUCCACUUUGGAGCAGGAACUAGUUACCUUUUGUUCUCUUUCUACUUCUGCCUUUGAAUAUGUUAGAGACGGAUUGGUGCAUCCGUAUAAGAUAAGCAAAACAAGUAAUAGUGCCACAAGUGCUUCAGCGGCAAAGGCCAAAAUCCAUCUGCACGAACAAGAAGUACAGGGAGAAAGACUGAUACAGGACUUGAAUCUGAAAGUGAAUGGUGCCAGCUAUGCGGAGAUGACUUUGGCAUUAGCUGAGACGCAAUUGAAAUCAGACCUUAUUGCAGAGAAACUGGCCAAUUUGUAAUGAUACUUUCAAAAUCUUGUUUUAAAAUGUUUCAACUGUCGUAAAGUGUUGGUUUCACUUGUUAUCCUUUGUUAAUAUAAAGAUUAAAACUUACUAUAAUCCCUA